Rotaria sp. Silwood1 is the source of this 852-nucleotide messenger RNA. NCBI's taxonomy places the organism in Eukaryota, Metazoa, Rotifera, Eurotatoria, Philodinida, Philodinidae. The record is from the annotation of a GenBank genome assembly.
AUGAAGAAUGAAUACGAAGCACAGGAAACGAAUCUUCUCUCACUUGGUUAUUUAGUAUAUCGAUUGGGAAAAUUUGAUAUGGCUGAAAAGUAUUAUCGUCGAUUGCUAAGCGAACUUCCAUCGGAUGAUCAUUCUCUGAGUACAUUACAUCAUAAUCUCGGUAUGGUUGCCAACAUGCAAAGUGAUUAUAACACGAGUCUCGAAUGGUAUCAGAAAUCACUCGAAAUUCUUGUAAGAACUCGUUCAUCCGAUUAUGUACGACUGGGUAUCACACACAAUAGCAUUGGAAAUGUUCAUCGAAAUAAAGGUGAUCAUCGUCGAGCACUCGAGUCAUACAAUCGAGCUGUGUCAUUCUUCAAACGAGCACAUGAUGAGAAUCAUCCAAUUCUGGCUUCGUUUUACAAUAACAUUGGGAUCAUCUAUUACGAACAGAAGAAGUAUGUGGAAGCGCUCGACUUUUAUGAAAAGUCAUUUGCUAUUAGAAAAAAGCAUCUACCAACAGAUCAUCCGGAUUUUGGUGGAUCGUACAGCAAUAUUGGUAUUGUUCAUGGAUGUCUCGGUCAUUUUGAUCUUGCAUUAGAGUAUUACAAUAGAUCACUUGAAAUUAGCUUGAAAUCACUUCCUGCUCAACAUCCAAUCAUUGCAAUGACCUACAAAAACAUGGGUCUUGUAUAUGAAUACAAGGAUGAAUUGGAACAAGCAUCGACAUGGUUAUGGAAGGCCAUGACAAUCUAUCAAGCCACAGUGCCAGCUCAUCAUGUCAAUUUGGUUCAGAUAAAUGAAGAUAUUCAAAGAGUCGAAAAUAAAUUAAAAAAGUCAGAAGGUCAUAUAAAAGUAAAGACAAAGAAGUAG